Haliotis rubra (blacklip abalone) is the source of this 2203-nucleotide messenger RNA. RefSeq names its product protein rolling stone-like. Bases 97 to 1008 code for a protein of 303 amino acids. NCBI's taxonomy places the organism in Eukaryota, Metazoa, Mollusca, Gastropoda, Lepetellida, Haliotidae. The record is from RefSeq and is a predicted model, not a curated record. Gene Ontology annotation, cellular component: membrane. The transcript is spliced from 4 exons.
AGUCUAUCGACCAGCUCCAUACGUAACACGCGCGGGCUGAGAUGUCGUCUGCUUUGUGACAACGCGUGGUCUGCAGACGACACUCCGCGUGUAAGGAUGGAUGCCUGUUCGCAGUGUCUUGCGCGUGAAUUUCGAUCGGAAAAUGCUGGACUAGGAUACGAAAAUCCCCCAGCAUUCGUCACAUCCCAGUGGCCUGUGAAGCAGCGGUUUUACGUGGUGUACCGGGCGCUGAUAGCAGUGGCCAUCACGGGCUGGUGCGCGGCAGACAUCACGUACGAGUCCACCACCUUCUACGACUACAAAGUAUGGAAAUGGUUUAUAUUUGCCACAAACUGGAGCUUCCUCCUUCUAGCGCUGUCGGCGAUAUACAUCGCCUUCACAGUUGCCGUGUAUACAUGUCGACCAUAUUGGAUUAUGGAUCCGAUGUACCCGAGAAGUAUGCCGAUCGUUCUACGUCUACAGUGGAUCAUCUACAACCUGAGCUGUAACUCCGCCAUUGUGGUCACCAUGUCCUACUGGUCAUUCGUCGCCUUCUUCUCACAUUCGGAACUGCUGGCUACACCGAUGAGCCGUGUCAAGCACACCAUGAACACUGUGUACGUCAUCACCGACAUCAUGAUCAGCGGCACCCCGCUACGUGUGCUACACAUGUUCAUGACAAUAACACUCGGCUCCGUCUACGCUCUCUUCAACGCCAUCUACUUCCUCAACGACGGCACUGUAACGGACUCUCGUGAAGAGAGACAUUACGCUUAUAACUUCAUGAACUGGAAUAAGCCAGUAGAGGCUGUCAUCACCUGUGUUCUCUGCGUCCUUCAAGCGAUGCUGGCACAGGUCAUCCUCAACCUCCUGUAUCGGCUCCGGAUGUGGGUGUUUUCCAAGUUUUACUACGUUCCAGAUGACCCCACUCUAGACUCGGAGAUGCAGAACAUUGUCAUGUCGACCUCCACAAGCUAUAACGCUGUCGAUGACAAGAGUCUAGCCAGUGACGGACGCUAUGCUGAAUAACCCCUGCUGUGCGUAGGAUAAUAAUUCAGAUAAUUCAUUCACAGCAAAAUAUCAAGAAGCAUUCUUCAAUUUAAGGAAAAUGGGCCACAAACAUUUUAUUUUGAAACUGUAUCUGAGGACAUAUGUACAUGCUUUGCGGUUAAGGGGCAACAUAUUCUUAAUAAGUCGUUUUUGAGACAACGUGUUCUGUCGAAAGAGGAUGACAAAAUAAUUACUUGUAAAUCUUCAUAGUUUUUAAAAAAAUGUACAUAUAUUCAUAACAUACGUCUCAACGUUCGCUCCACUUCCUAGCGCCAUUAAACAUUACGUACUAGACAAUCGUUAUGCAUCUACUAAAAAUAUUACGACAUUUGAUUAGGUUGUGAAGUGUGUUUUGACAUUCAUAUGUAGAGAACAGGUUUUCAGUGGUGUGUAACCUUCUCCGUAAGCGCUCCUCCCUAUCUGUCCCGUCUUUCAAACAUGCCGCUCAUGCUUUCCCCCUUGGUGCUAAGUAUCCGUGACGUCAUAGGUUGUGUUUACAUUUCCUGUGACGUUGUACACAAGACUCGAUGACGUAUGAUGGACAAGUAUUGACCCACAUUGGUGCUAACCUUGACCUUGGUUAUACCUGUCUUGUAUAAAACGGCUUGGCACUGUUUGAUUUAGACUGGAUCCGUUUCGUUCUAAAUAUUAAAAACUUACAAGUUCAAGGUGUGUGAUUUUUAUGAAAAUGUGCGUAGAAAUUUCAGUUUAAUUUUCAUAUUUACAUUUACGUUAUGCGAUAGUUUUUGUGAUUAUUGGACACAUGUAAUAACAUGUUUAAUACCAGAUCCAGUCUGUGUGUUACCACAAAGCUUUGAUGUAUUGUACAUGCUCCCGUAGAAUCCUCCUAGUGUGUAAAUAGUUGAUAUAGAAGUUGAAAUGUUAUUGUUACUCAUCUUAGCAUUAUAAUAAGAAAUUGUUGAUAGCUUAGUUAAAUGGUUAAUGUUCGUUGACUAGAUGUAUUGUAUUGUUAGAUAUAUGUAGAAACUGUUUCUAUCAUAUAAGUGAUUAUAUUUGAAUUAUAUCUAUAUUUUACAGAUUUUUCUAUUCCAUCCAUGUUAUUUCAAUGUUUCACUUGCUCAUGUCAUAAUUUUGCUGUGAUAAUCUGUCAUCGUGGUGUUGAUUCAUCUUUAUUUAUGAUUAUUAUGUGAAUUAAAAUGAAGUAAAAUCGAAA